AUGACUGACGAAGAGCGCCGUCCUAAACGUUCUCGUUUCGACCAAACCACUCCGGAGCCUCGGCGCCAGUCGCGGUUCGACCGUCGUUCUCGGUCCCCUUCUUCGCGACAGUCGGAAGCCACUCGAACCCGCAGCCCACUCAGUCGCGAACCCCGGAGUCCUGGUGCAAGCAAUAAAGCGGACCCUGUCGCCGCAGCCGCUGCUGCCGCCGCCAAAAUCAAUGCCCAGUUGCAAGCUAAGAAAGGAAUCCAACAUGUUGAUGUUCCUCCGAUUCGCGCCACAUCCAGCCCAUCCCAACCAGCUACCCCAUCCGGCGGUGAUGCGAAGUUGAAUGCAGAGAUCUACGUUGCGGACGGUGAUUAUAUCAGGGACAUAGAGAUCAAUGAUUUGCGAAAUCGGUAUACACUGACAAAAGGAUCCACACAAAAGAUGAUUAAAGAUGAAACUGGCGCCGAUGUCACCACCCGAGGAAACUAUUAUCCCGACAAAAGCAUGGCCACUGCAGCGAACCCUCCGUUGUUCCUUCAUGUCACGAGCACAUCCAAAGAUGGCCUUGAAAAGGCCGUUGAACUGAUUGAUGAUCUCAUGAAGAAGGAGCUACCUAACUUAGUGGACGAACGACGGUUCCGCCGCCGGGAACCGGAACAGGUUGAGCGAGAUGAAUUUGGUCGUCGUAAAUGGCCGGAAGAGAAAAUCCUCGUUGCUCUGGAACCAAUUCCCGGGUUCAACCUUCGUGCGCAAGUAGUUGGACAGGGUGGUGCCUACGUGAAGCACAUUCAGCAGAAAACAAGAUGCAAGGUUCAAAUCAAAGGCCGCGGAUCUGGCUUCAUGGAGCCUAGCACUGGCCGGGAAAGUGACGAUCCGAUGUACUUACAUGUGGCGGGCCCCGAUCCGAACGAAGUCCAAAACGCAAAGGAGCUAUGCGAGGACUUGCUGGCCAAUGUUCGGGAACAGUACCAGAAGUUCAAGGAGAACCCACCCCAGCACAACUACGGCGGCUACGGCCAGCGCGGGGAGCGCCACAACAAUUACGGCGGUGGCUACGGCGGUGGUUACGGGGCUCAGAGCCAGCAAUCGCCCCCUGCGUCGGCUAGCCCAUCGGCGCAAGGAACUCCGGGAGCGACAAAUGCUGUCGACUACAGUGCGCAAUACGCUCAAUACUAUGGAGCUGAUCCGUACGCAGCAUAUGGUGGUUACCAGAACUACGUCGCCUACUACCAGUAUUACCAGCAAGCUGCACAACAACAGCAGCAGCAGCAACAACAGUCUCAGAGCCCAGCUCCUCCACCUCCCCCAGCAUCUGAGGCCCCCCCUCCCCCGCCACCGGGGUCAGGAUCUCCCCCACCGCCCCCUCCCGGUGGCAGCUACAGCGCUGUCCCACCACCACCAGGACUCUAA
Messenger RNA from Aspergillus puulaauensis, 1398 nucleotides. RefSeq names its product KH domain-containing protein. Gene Ontology annotation, cellular component: nucleus. Gene Ontology annotation, molecular function: RNA binding. The transcript is spliced from 9 exons. Bases 1 to 1398 code for a protein of 465 amino acids. The record is from RefSeq and is a predicted model, not a curated record. Lineage: Eukaryota; Fungi; Ascomycota; Eurotiomycetes; Eurotiales; Aspergillaceae.